Messenger RNA from Emiliania huxleyi CCMP1516, 366 nucleotides. RefSeq lists its product as hypothetical. The coding region runs from base 1 to 366 and encodes 121 amino acids. The record is from RefSeq and is a predicted model, not a curated record. The transcript has a single exon. NCBI's taxonomy places the organism in Eukaryota, Haptophyta, Isochrysidales, Noelaerhabdaceae.
AUGGCAGAAGCAAAGACCCGAUGGCGGCGCGCCGUGGCCAAGACGAUCGCGCAGCAGCCGCGCUCAGCGCCGAGCGGCGCCCUCGGCAUCUGGGUCAUCGUUCGCGGGCAGAUACCCAAGGACAUGCUCGAGGACAUCCGGCGUGAACUGACGGCCGACGAAGUCGCUGAGCUGUACAAGCGCGUGCACAAGAUGACUGCACCUGCGGCGACGGAGCCGGCGGCAUUGUUCGUGUUUGGACCACCAGCGGUGGGCAAGACGUCGCUCGCCAAUGCGCGUGCGACUGAGCUCUUUGACACAUCCAACACCCAACACCUCGCCCCGCCCGUUGCUCUUGUGAGCGGUCUCGCCGGAACUGGGUUCUGA